Volvox carteri f. nagariensis is the source of this 5559-nucleotide messenger RNA. RefSeq lists its product as uncharacterized. The record is from RefSeq and is a predicted model, not a curated record. The transcript has 22 exons. The coding region runs from base 1 to 5559 and encodes 1852 amino acids. Gene Ontology annotation, cellular component: chromosome; nucleus; cytoplasm. Lineage: Eukaryota; Viridiplantae; Chlorophyta; Chlorophyceae; Chlamydomonadales; Volvocaceae. Gene Ontology annotation, biological process: double-strand break repair via homologous recombination. Gene Ontology annotation, molecular function: nucleic acid binding; 3'-5' DNA helicase activity; four-way junction helicase activity.
AUGACAAUGCAGAGAAGACAGAGACUGGCAGAGUGUUGGGCGAAGAUCUGUGUCUCGGGGGAUGAGCAAAAGCAGAAGCGGCUCCAGGAAUUCCCAGGGCCCGCCGACACCCCCGCAGCAUCCCCUCCUCGCACGCACUUCCAUCGCACAAAUCACACCAGUCCCAUUCAAACCAGCCCGGACGCGAUCCCGUGCGCUCGGACGUUCUCUUCGGCGUUCUCUCCGGAGAGCCCUAGUCGUAGAGCCGCUCGCCCCUUGGUCGCGCGCGCCCUUCGCCGCGCACACGCCGGCACUGCCGCGGCGGCAGCGGCUAACGCGUCGCCGCCGCUACCUGCCGUACAACGGCAAGGGUCCCCCGGGGGAAGAAGUGCAGCGUUGGAAGGAGGAUCCGCCGACGGCGCCGCCGCUGCCGCCGCCGCCGGGGGCAGCAUAUUCGACGUCGCUUUUGACAAAGAGAAUCGCCGUUUCGCGACUGGGGACGCGACUGGAACCGGCAAGGAGGUGGGGGAAGUGGCCGCGGCUGCGGCGCCGAUUCCGGCGAUGCCGUCGUACGGGACGCCGGCGCGACCGCCUCGGGUCCCACGCCGCGACGGUGCUGGCGGCGGCGGCGGCGGCGGCGCCGUCACCCCGGAACGCGGACUCCCCCCCGGCGGCUGCACUGCAGGGCCCGCGUGGGCGGCAAUGGAUGGCGGCGGCGGCGGCGAUGAGGAUGAGUUGGAUGAGGUGCCGCCGACACCGCUGUCUCAGAUACGGCGAUCCGGGCCCGGCGGCGGCGGCGGAGCGGCGGGAGGUGGCCGCUGCAGUGGAGGACGGCGGCUCGCCAGCGGCGGCGGCGGCGGAGGGCUGUUUUCACCACCUCGAUCUGGCGGCGGCGGCGGCGGUUGCGAUGGGGGUUCUGCCGUAAAGGAGACGCCGCCGGAGAGCAUUCGCCGUCGAAGUAGAUUAUUCGAAAGCCCUGGGGGCGGCGGCGGCGGCGCUAGGGUUCCUCUGUCACCCGUACCGUGCCGGCUUGAUGCUAGCGGCGUCGGCGGUGGCAGCGGACUGUUCAGUGGCUGCGGCGGCGGCGGCGGUUUGUUUGGGAACGUCGCCACCAACGGCGGCGGCGACGGCGGCGCUGCAUGUCCUCCACGGUGCGGAGUGGCUCCGAGCCCGGGUCGUGCGUUGGCUAGGCAGCUCAUGCAGCGGCGGCCUGCGGGGGUUACGGCCGCUGCAGCGGCGGCGGCGCCGCUGCCGCCAGCGGUAGUUGCCCGUAAUCCUUUUAGUCGCGUGGCGAGAAUGAAGACCGCUGCACAGCGGGAAGGAGAGGCCGCAGCCGCCGCGAUGGCGGCGGUGGCAGCUAUGCAGGCAGAGCAGGCUGCAGCCGAGGCGCCGACGGGGGCAGCGGGACCCCCAGCUCCCCCGGCCGGGCCCAAGCGCCGUACCAGAUCCCACGCGGCCAAGGGCUUCCCGGUGGCAGCGGUGGCGGCUGUCGCUACUACAGCCGACGGCGCUGCCGCCGCCGCCGCGGCGGCGGAAGCGGCGGCAGCCUCUUCCACACCGAUGCGGCUGCUCCGUCGGGCCCAGGAGGAACGGCAGCAGCGACAGGAGCCGGCGGCGGGGCCCGACGGCGGCGGCGGCGGGGCUCCGCCGGGUUCACCCUUCAGUCCAAUACUACCUGUACGGCGGCGGCCGCUGCUGACGGCGGGAGUGGAGAACGGCGGCGAGGGGGAUGCGGACUUCAACGCAUUCUUCGCCGCCCGUGCCGCAGAGGCGGCGGCGGCGGCGGCAGCGGUGGUGCCGUCCGCCGCCAUCGCCGCCUGGCGCCGAGAUGACGGCGACGCCGACGACGUCGCGAUACGGAGGCUGGCGGAAGGGUAUGACGCUCUUGCCGCUGACGCAGACGCUGCGCUGGCGCUCGGCGGCGGCGGCGGCGUCGCCGCUGCAGGGCCUGGUACGGCAGCGGCGGCGGGACGGGGUGGCCGUCAGGCGUCGUUGUACGGCGAUGCGCAGGCGGAGAUGCGACGGCUGAUAGUGGAGCAAGCGUCCGAGGCGGUUGAUAUGGACAAGCUGGCGUUACUGGGUCCCCGCGGCGCAGCGGCGGCGGGUUUUCGAUCCCCCGGUGCCGCCGCCGCCGCCGCCACAACGGAUGCCGUCGGUGGCGCUGGCGGUGUCUGCCGCGACGGAAGGUUCCGGCAUGAGCCGCCGGCGCAUCCCGCAGCAGCGCUGACGGCGGCAGCGGGGCCGGCAGCGGGGGCGGCUGCCGACGGCGACGUUUCAGGCGUGGCCGGCUGCGACGACGACGACGAGGAUGUCGAUGUGGCGGAGGCGCUUCUACCCAUUGCCGUACGUGACGAGAUCCGGCGGAGGCGCCGCGAGCUAAGAUGUCAACGUCAGGCGGCGGAAGCGCCAUCGCAGCCGCUGCUGGCGGAGGUGCCAUUGCAGCCGCCGCUGGCGGAGGCGCCAUCGCAGCUUGCCACUGCUGCGUCGGCUGAGGCAAUGGCGGCGGAGGCGGCGGCACCGCUGCCGCCAGCAGCAGCGACGGUGGCGUUACGUUCGGUCGACCGCCGUCAGGCACUACGGCGACAGCUUCUGGGUCCCACGCCGAUGCUGCCGUCGGCGGCGGAGGUGGCGGAGGCGGAACGAGCUGCUGCCGUCGGCGGCGUCCGUGCCGGUGCCUCAAUCCGCAAUCUUGGCGCCGACGUUGAUGGCAGUGCUGAGGCUGCUGCCGCUGCUCCCGCGGCAGCCGCUGCAAAUGACGGCGUUGACGGCACAGAUCAUCACGGCGCGACACGUGCCGGCCGCUGCAGCGGCGCCGACGAGGCAGUGGCUGGCGGAGGCGCUGUAGUGGCGCCGAGCCGCCACACUACAGCCACGGCUUCCGGUGCAGAUGGAGCUUAUACUGCGGCUGCACCAGUGGCGGCGGCGGCGGCGGUUACGGCAUCGCAGAAGAGCGGCGCUGGAGGUGACGGACAGGCGCGGCGGAGUGGCGGCGGCGGCGCUGGCGGCGUUGAUGCCGUGCCGCCGCGCAAGCCCGCAGCCGGCCGGGGCCGCGGUCGCAGCGGUCCUGGCGGCCGCGGCAGCGGCGGCGCUGCAAAUGGCGCUGCUGCAGCCCGACGUCGGAGCACGCCGCGCCGCAAGGUGGCGUUGGCGCUGGAUCCUUCAGAAGAGGAUGAGGCAGAGGACCCGGAAGUUGCCGUACAGGUGCCGUCGCGACGGCGACGGAAGGCCACGCCUAGCGGCAUUAACACUGACGGCGGCGGCGGCGGCGGGGCGGAGGAGCUUGUCAAACCCCCCAGGAGGACGACCCGGCGGAACACGGGUCCCCUGCAGGCGUCCCAGACCCGGCGGCGCCGCGUCAUUAACGGCAAGGUGGUUAUCACGGGCGGUCGAGUGCCGCACGCGGCGGGUCAGGGAGCGGACUUCCUGGAGGGCUUCGGGCAGGGCAGCCGCUGCUUCAAGUGCGGAGUCCGAGGGAAGCGGGGGGGAGGUGGGGAGCUAGACCAGCUGGUCCCCGGUAUACCCUCUCCCGACCAGAUCGUCACUGACCCACGGGUCGUUUCUGACGAUCAGUUGGCGGCUAUGCUGAGGGCAGUGUGGGGCCAUUCGGGUUUCAGAGGGCGGCAGUUGGAACUUGUACGAGCAGUGCUGGAAGGGACGAGCAUGCUGGCGGUGCUGCCGACGGGUGCUGGCAAAUCCCUCACCUACCAGUUGCCCGCUAUUUUGCUGCCGGGCGUUACCCUCGUUGUCUCCCCUCUUCUGGCCCUCAUGGACGACCAGCUGGCCAACCUCCCCCGGGUGCUCCAGGGGCGGGGUGCGAGUCUGUCCGGGGGGCAAACCCGAGAACAGGUGGACGCGGCGUUGUCCGCUGCGACCCGUGGGUCAGUGAAGCUCCUCUACGUGGCCCCCGAGAAGCUCCUAACGCCCUGGCUGCUGGCGGCACUGAGAAGGUUAAGAAUCAGCCUGAUCGCGGUGGAUGAGGCGCACUGUGUUUCGGAGUGGGGCCACUCCUUCCGGCCCGCCUACCUGCGGUUAGGACACGUGUUGCGGCGUGUACUGCAGCCACGGUGUGUUUUGGGGCUGACGGCUACAGCCACCACCCCGACGGCGGGUGAGGUGGCGGCGGUGCUGGGGUUGGCUCCAGAGGCGGUGAUGAGGGAACCGCCGCUGCGACAGAACCUGCGACUCAAGGUCUUGCACAUGCAGCCCGGCGCCUCCGAGUCGGGUGCCUCCCGUACGGCACUGCUGCAGCUACUGCGUUCCCAGGAGCUGGCUGCCGUACAGUCCGUACUUGUGUACGUGGCGAUGCAAUGGCAGGCCGAUGAGGUGGCGGGAUGGUUGCAGAGCACUCAUGGAAUAUCGGCCAGUUCGUACCAUGCAGGUCGUCCCCUCCCCGACCGCAAUGCCGUGGCCACGUCUUUCCGCACUGGUCGUACACGAGUGGUGGUUGCUACAGUUGCCUUCGGAAUGGGAGUUGACCAUCCAUCCAUCGGGGCUGUCGUACAUCUACAGAUGCCCAGGUCGUUGGAGGACUAUGUACAGCAGGCGGGUCGAGCAGGUCGCGACGGGAGGGAGGCUCGGUGCUACCUGUUUCUAGAUGACCAGGAUUAUCAGCGGUAUCGAUCUCUGGUAUAUUCCGGUUGCACCGAGCUGUCGGCAGUGGAAGCCUUCCUCACCCGCGUCUUUGCGCCACAGCCGCUACUGCCGCCAUCGCCGCCAGAACUGCCGUACAAGCACCACAAUGACCCAGACCACCACCAUAACGGCGGCGGCAGCACUAGCAGCUUUGGUGUACUGCAGCUCAGUACGACGGCUUCUGAACUUGACAUUGGCGAGGAGGCGUUACGGCAGCUGUCACAACUGGCAGCGUUGGGACAGGUUCAUUUCGAGCCCGUACAGAAGUUGAAGGCUCUCAGUUGGCAGUUAAUACGGCGGCCGGCGCCGCCGCCGGGGGCGGCGGCGGGCAAAAGUGACGGCGGCUGGGCGGCGGCGGGUGUGUCGGCGCUGGCGGCGCAGAUUCACGCGCGGUUGGAGGCGCAGACGGCGGCGGCGGCGGCGCGACUGGAUAUGGUUUGGGGCCUUAUGGCUGGCGCUUUCCUGCAAGGUUUGUUUCAAUUUGGAUUUUUUCUUGCACAUGAUGUCGUACAGUCUUCGAACCUGGUGUUGGAGGUGGAGGCGUUUUUGACUGGGGCCAAGGCGCGGGCGGCUGCGAUGUCGAUGUCCCUGACCCCGGUGGCAGUGGCGCGAAUCCUCCACGGCUUGGCGGGUCCCGCAUUUCCAACAGACUCCUGGCGCAAGGCCCACGAAUGGGGCAGAUUCAAGGCUGUUGACUUUCCGUACGUGCGAGCCGUGGCAGCGAUGGUUCUGGCACGAAGGGCGGCGGCGGCGGCGGCGGCGGCAGGUGUUCCCGGCGGAGGAGUCCCGUCGGGCAGUGGCAGGACCAGGACCAUGCCGGGACUGCUGACGGCGGCGGCGGCGGCGGCGGCAGGUGGCGGCAAUCUCGCUAGCCGCAAACGGCGAUUAGAGGGGGGUGAAGCGGAUGAGGACGAGGGGGAUGGGGAACUGGAAGAGGAUGGCGUUUAG